Messenger RNA from Elephantulus edwardii (Cape elephant shrew), 3183 nucleotides. It is a transcript of the gene LIMCH1, whose product is annotated as LIM and calponin homology domains 1. The record is from RefSeq and is a predicted model, not a curated record. Bases 1 to 3183 code for a protein of 1060 amino acids. Lineage: Eukaryota; Metazoa; Chordata; Mammalia; Macroscelidea; Macroscelididae. Gene Ontology annotation, biological process: actomyosin structure organization; positive regulation of stress fiber assembly; regulation of focal adhesion assembly. Gene Ontology annotation, molecular function: myosin II head/neck binding; actin binding. Gene Ontology annotation, cellular component: stress fiber. The transcript is spliced from 26 exons.
AUGGCUUGUCCCUCCCUCGGUCUGGAAGCCCUUCAGCCCCUGCAGCCCGAGCCGCCCCCGGAGCCGGCCUUCUCCGAGGCGCAGAAGUGGAUCGAGCAAGUAACUGGUAGAAGCUUCGGUGAUAAGGAUUUUCGGACAGGCUUGGAAAAUGGGAUCCUCCUUUGCGAGUUGCUGAAUGCCAUAAAGCCAGGACUUGUUAAAAAGAUCAAUAGAUUGUCUACUCCCAUUGCAGGGUUGGACAACAUUAUCUUAUUCUUGAGAGGUUGUAAAGAGCUUGGCCUGAAAGAGUCUCAACUUUUUGACCCAAGUGACCUCCAGGAUACAUCAAACAGAGUAGGAGUCAAGAGCCUUGAUUAUAGCAGAAAGCUGAGAAAUGUAUUAGUUACCAUUUACUGGCUAGGAAAAGCAGCAAACAGCUGUACGUCCUACAGCGGAACUACACUCAACCUGAAGGAAUUUGAAGGACUGUUAGCUCAGAUGAGAAAGGAGACUGAUGACACUGAGAGUCCCAAGCGCAGCAUUCGAGACAGUGGCUACAUCGACUGCUGGGAUUCGGAACGCAGCGACUCCCUCUCGCCCCCUCGGCACGGCAGAGAUGAUUCCUUCGACAGCCUGGAUUCCUUCGGCUCCCGUUCCCGGCAGACACCCUCCCCAGAUGUAGUCCUCCGGGGAAGCAGUGAUGGGAGAGGAAGUGAUUCCGAGUCUGACUUGCCACAUCGGAAGCUACCAGAUGUGAAGAAGGAUGACAUGUCUGCACGGCGGACUUCCCACGGUGAGCCGAAAUCAGCAGUGCCUUUUAACCAGUACCUCCCCAACAAAAGCAACCAGACAGCCUACGUCCCCGCUCCUCUGAGGAAGAAGAAGGCGGAGCGAGAGGAGUACAGGAAGAGCUGGAGCACUGCCACGUCCCCCUUGGGUGGCGAGAGGCCCUUCAGAUACGGUCCCAGAACUCCUGUGUCUGAUGACGCAGAGAGCACAAGUAUGUUUGACGUGCGCUGUGAGGAGGAGGCCGCCGUGCAGCCACACAGCAGGGCCCGCCAGGAGCAGCUGCAGCUGAUAAACAGCCAGCUGAGGGAAGAGGACGACAAGUGGCAAGAUGACCUAGCUCGAUGGAAGAGCCGCAGAAGAAGUGCUUCUCAGGACUUAAUCAAGAAAGAAGAAGAGAGGAAAAAGAUGGAGAAGUUACUGGCUGGAGAAGAUGGGAUGAGUGAACGAAGGAAAAGCAUCAAAACCUACAGAGAAAUCGUCCAAGAAAAGGAACGGAGAGAAAGAGAGUUGCAUGAAGCGUAUAAGAAUGCUCGGUCCCAGGAGGAAGCAGAGGGCAUUUUGCAGCAGUACAUUGAGAGGUUCACCAUCAGUGAGGCUGUUCUGGAACGCCUGGAGAUGCCAAAAAUUCUGGAGAGAAGCCAUUCAACGGAGCCAAACUUAUCCUUCCUCCUGAACGAACCCAACCCCAUGAAAUACCUGCGGCAACAGUCACUGCCUCCACCCAAGUUCACUGCCACGGUCGAAACCACCAUCGCACGCCCCAGCGUCCUGGACACCAGCAUGUCAGCAGGCAGUGGAUCUCCAAAUAAAACUGUCGCUCCCAAACCUGUGCCUAUGCUGACCCCCAAGCCUUACUCACAGCCUAAAAACUCUCAAGAGGUUUUGAAGACCUUCAAGGUAGAUGGGAAAGUCAGCAUGAAUGGAGAAAUGGCUCAUGGAGAUGAAGAGGAGAAGGACAGAGAGUGCUCCGCCGGGACAUUUGCCCCUUCCCUGACCACAUCCCAGAUGUUUGAAGGUGUGGCCAGAGUUCAUGGGUCCCCUGUGGAGUUGAAACAAGACAGUGAUGGCAUUGAGAUCAACAUCAAGAAGCCAAAUUGUAUUCCUCAAGAGCUGACAGCAACCACUGAGGAAGCUGAACAGAACAGUCAGGAGGCUGAGAAUGAUGAUGGAGAACCUGGGAAAGAAAAUGAAGAAUUUGCUACAGCAGAGCCACAGCAUUUUACAACAACCGUGACUCGAUCCAGCCCGACUGUGGCCUUUGUGGAGCUUUCCUCUAGCCCUCAACUAAAAAGCAGUGUGCCUGAAGAAAAAGAUCAGCAGAAAAUGGAACAUGAAAUGAGCGGAAAGGUGGAGUUGGUGCUAUCACAAAAGGUAGUAAAGCCAAAAUCUCCAGAACCAGAAGCAACCCUCACAUUUCCAUUUUUGGACAAAAUGCCUGAAGUCAACCAACUACAUUUGCCAAAUCUCAAUUCUCAAGUGGAUUCUCCAAGCAGUGAAAAGUCACCAGGGACUACACCUCAGUUUAAAUUCUGGGCAUGGGACCCUGAAGAAGAGCGCAGGCGACAGGAGAAAUGGCAGCAGGAGCAGGAACGUUUACUCCAGGAAAGGUACCAGAAGGAGCAGGACAAGCUGAAAGAAGAAUGGGAAAAGGCUCAAAAGGAGGUGGAAGAGGAAGAACGCAGAUACUAUGAGGAGGAACGAAAGAUAAUUGAAGACACAGUAGUUCCGUUUACUCUUUCUUCAAGUUCUGCUGACCAGCUGUCUACCUCUUCUUCAAUAACUGAAGGCAGCGGGGCAGUGAAUAAGCUAGAUGUGGAAAACUGUGGAGAGGAAGAACCACAGAGAAGCCAGCAGAAGCUGUUUCAAAAGGACGAUGAUGGCUUACUGGUUAAGAAUCGGGAAAGUGGUCCACUGGAGGCUCAGAAGAAGAGCCUAACUCAAGGAACUCUGGAUCCUUCUGAGAACCCUGUACUAAAAGGACACCAUCAAGACCAACUGCUGGAAACUGAAGCUGGGACUCCUCAUUGUGGGGUGAAUUCACCACUAUCUCAGGAUCCAUCCUGGAAUCAGCAGGUAUUAAACCCACCUACGCACAUUUCAGAAGAUGUGAAGCCGAAAACCCUCUCACUGGAUAAAAGCAUCAACCAUCAGAUAGAGUCUCCUAGUGAAAGGCGGAAGUCUAUAAGUGGGAAGAAACUGUGUUCCUCCUGUAGCCUUCCUUUAGGUAAAGGAGCCGCUAUGAUCAUCGAGACCCUUAAUCUCUAUUUUCAUAUCCAGUGCUUCCGGUGUGGAAUUUGUAAAGGACAGCUCGGAGAUGCAGUGAGUGGGACGGACGUUAGGAUUCGAAAUGGUCUUCUCAACUGUAAUGAUUGCUACAUGCGGUCCAGAAGUGCUGGUCAACCUACAACACUGUGA